Molecule: messenger RNA, 1190 nt
Organism: Penaeus indicus
Lineage: Eukaryota; Metazoa; Arthropoda; Malacostraca; Decapoda; Penaeidae
Exons: 1
Coding region: 84-995 (303 amino acids)
Source: RefSeq, a predicted model, not a curated record
GGGGGUUGACACGACAAAAGUUUCGUCACGUGUACACAUUGUUCCUGGGUCUUCACCAUGGCAUCACUGAUGGUAACUCCAACAUGAGGAUUUGCGGUUUUCUGGUUCAGAUUCUUGAAGCCGUACUUGGGAGGAAGGAUAUCGACGACGCGGAACAAUUCGGCGUCUAUGUUUCUGACGAGAGAACGCAGAGGCUGCUGAAGGAGUAUGUGGCCUCCCUGGAGGCCGACCCUGAACUCAGGCGCAAAGUGGUGGACGAGGUUCAAUCUCGCUACGGAAAAUAUUCAUUAAUUAAAUCGACUUUCAAGGGAGUAGGAGAGAAAGUGGCUCGGACGGGGGUGUUGGAAAUGAACUUAGAUACUGAUUCCACGAUGGCUUUCAUCAAACGUUGCCGAGCCGAAGGCGUCACCGUCAACUCGGCUUUCAUAGCUGCUACUAGCGUCUCAGUUGUCGACCUCCUGGUGGACGGAGGCCUUGAGCAGGACACGUACGAUAUUCGCAGCGACCAUGUCCUUAACGCCCGCCGGUACUGGAGCGGCGAUACGUCUCAGUACCUCGGGUGUCACCUUCUCCCCCUUUUGCCCGUGGUCGCUAAGACGCCGCGAAAUAUCACAGGAAAAUUCUGGGAGUUUGCAAGAUCCGUCCACAAGGAACUUCAGAAGAAGUUCAACGAAGGCGGACCUCUCCUUGAAGAAGCAGGGAGGCACUUCAUGCCCGCAAACACAGACUUUGAUCCCACUUUCCAGUACGAGUUCUGUGUGACCAACAUGGGCAACGUGACGAGUCUGUUGACGGAAGGCGGCGACAACGUCCAGGCUCUUCACGUCAUUAGAACUGUAGCUAUGAAUACUGUUCCCUGCACCUGGAGUAUCCUGCUCCACACCUUCCGCAGUCGGCUGAUCCUUGCUCUCACGUACAACACGUCCUUCGUCAAUUCUGAAAUGGCGAAGAAAUUCUGCGACGGGAUCUUCUACCGCAUUAAGGAAGUUUUAUGAAAAUAGGACACGAGAUGAAAAUUUUGUGAAACAAUAUGAUUUUCCCAGAUCAUUCACAUUAGCUGUUAAUUGUCAAUAUGCUUUUUCACACUCACACAUAUAUGUGUGUGUGCAUAUAUAUAUAUAUAUAUAUAUAUAUAUAUAUAUAUAUAUAUAUAUAUAUAUAUAUAUAUAUAUAUAUGUAUAUAUAUAUAU